AUGCUCUGCCUCCUCGUCCUUGCCGCCGGGGCAGUGCCGCCCGAGAAGCUCUCGAGCCGCGAGGUAGAGAUGGAGCACAAGGAGAGCGGAGAGCGUCUCUCCGCCGCCGCGGCCAAGCUUUACGAGACGCACAAGAUGGCCACCCUCAAGUGCGGGGAGGCGGCCGUGCCGGUCCUGAAGGAUACCAUCCAGGACCUCUUCCCGUCGCCCUCGCCGCCGCCGCCCCCCUUCACCGCCUCGGGCUUUGGGAUGGACAUGAUCACCUCUGCGCUGACGCUCGACGCAUCCAAGGGAUCCAAGACGCUGAAUGGCGGCGCCAAGGUUGGGAUGCAGAUGGGAAUGGCCAAGGCCGAGGCUGACCAUAGCCUUGCCGGGUCGGCAGCGGUCUUUGCGAGCCACACCAUCAUUGGGCCGUCGCCGCCGCCCGCGUUCCCAAACACCAAGUCGAACGCCGAGGCACACAAGGCGGUGUGCGAAGCGGCGCUGGCGGACUCGAAGGAGGCCCGUAAGGCAUACGAGCUUGCGGCAAAGGAGCACGCGGCUGCAACCGCUACCCUCGUCAAAGUCAAAACGGGCUUGGCGCUUACUGCAGAACCCGCCGCGUCGCGAAGCUCUCUGCUUCAGCCGGUCCUCGGGACGGGGCUGCUGCAGCUGCCAUACGGCGUGCGCCAGUCUGGCUGGCUGGGCGUGCCGCUGCUCGCCCUGAUGGGUCUAAUGGCGCUCGACCUGCCGAGCGCUGCGCUCGCUGUUGCGGGGGUCGUGUGGCUCCACGUCUUCCUCAAAUCGCUCGGCGAUCUGGCGGUGCUCUCGUACCUCAACCUGGGCAUAAACGUGACGCUGUGCGGCGCUGUCAUCGCGCAGACUCUACGGCACCCACCGGCGACGUCGCCACAGAGCGACAUCGUCGUGCCGGACGCGCUAUCGGUCGGAGGGGCGUUUGCGAGCUUUGGCUUCGCGUACGGCUGCCACCCGGCUUCCUUUGUCGUGGCCCUCGCCCUGUACGUGCCCCUCGUGAUCGUCGCGUACGCCACCUACGGGCGCGGGGUGCAGUCACCGAUGUAUGAGACGCCUGAGAUCAGCGAGCUGCCCAUGAUGCGGGUCAUCAAGGCGGCAACCAUUUUGCCGAUGAUCUUCACCUACCCCCUCGCUGCGCUAGAGCGCGUCCUCGGCGUCGACGAGCGCCCGUGCCCGCGGCUCUGCCGCGUCGGGCUGCGCAGCCUCUUCGUGGUCUUCACCACCGGCGUCGCCAUCCUCGUGCGCACCAGAGAGCACUUUGGCCCGUUGGUGGACCUCGUGUCCUCAUGCACUUCGACCUUCACCGCGUUUCUGAUGCCUUGCGUCUUUGGCCUCCGCCUGCGCGGCAUUGGUGGCGAGCGAGGCGUGGGACGACUCGAGCUGUGCGUCAACAUCUUCGUCAUCGUCGCGGCCUCGACGGGGGCAAUCUUCGGGACGAUACAGGCCGUCGAAGCCCUCUCCGCGCUCGGGGGAGGGGCGGCGACUCGAUGA
Messenger RNA from Emiliania huxleyi CCMP1516, 1506 nucleotides. RefSeq lists its product as hypothetical. The record is from RefSeq and is a predicted model, not a curated record. The transcript has 5 exons. Gene Ontology annotation, biological process: amino acid transmembrane transport. Gene Ontology annotation, cellular component: vacuolar membrane. Gene Ontology annotation, molecular function: amino acid transmembrane transporter activity. NCBI's taxonomy places the organism in Eukaryota, Haptophyta, Isochrysidales, Noelaerhabdaceae. Bases 1 to 1506 code for a protein of 501 amino acids.